Molecule: messenger RNA, 2908 nt
Organism: Ficedula albicollis (Collared flycatcher)
Lineage: Eukaryota; Metazoa; Chordata; Aves; Passeriformes; Muscicapidae
Product: protocadherin gamma-B5-like
Biological process (GO): homophilic cell-cell adhesion
Cellular component (GO): plasma membrane
Molecular function (GO): calcium ion binding
Source: RefSeq, a predicted model, not a curated record
AGAGGCGGCGAGAGGCGCUUGGCGGGGAGCAGCGGCGUCCGAGGCGGCCCGAGCGGGCUGGCUGCGCUGCCUUUGAGCGGUGCGUGCGGUGUGCGGCGAGAGCGGCUGGAAGGGAGGCAGGGCAGCGGCAGGAGGCAGGAGCUUUGGCGGCGAGCUGUGGCGGCAGAGAAUGGCGGUGAGGCGGCGGCAGAGGCUCGGGCCGGGCGGCGGGCGAGCGCUGCUGGGCGCGGUGCUGCUGUGCGUGUGGUGGCGGGCGGCGGCCGAGCGGCUCCGCUACGCCAUCCCCGAGGAGCUGGGCAGAGGCUCGCUCGUGGGGCCGCUGGCGCGGGACCUGGGGCUCAGCGCGGACGAGCUGCCGGCGCGCAAGCUGCAGGUGGCGUCUGCCGGCAAGAAGCAGCUGAACUACUUCAGUGUGAAUGAGGAGAACGGGAACCUGUACGUGAACGAGAGGCUGGACCGGGAGGAGAUGUGCGGCGAUUCGGCGACCUGUUCUGUCAGCUUCGAGGUGCUGGUGCACAACCCUCUGAACGUCUUCCACGUCGAGGUGGACAUCGAGGACGUGAAUGACAACUCCCCGGCCUUCAGCAAGUAUUUUUUGAACAUUUUCCACGUCGAUGUGGCGAUUGAAGAUGUGAACGACAACUCCCCGGCCUUCAGCAAGGCUAUUUUGGACCUCGAGAUUAGUGAAUCGACGCUUCCUGGUGCUCGUUUUCCGCUGGAGACUGCACGAGACGCUGAUUCAGGAAGGAACUCUUUGCUGACUUACGAGAUAGAAAGUAACCCUUCCUUUUCACUAUCCAUGAAGGAAAAGGCGGGUGGUAAAAAGCAGCCGGAAUUGGUGUUGGAGGCAGCUUUGGACCGCGAGAAGCAGAGCUCGUUCGAGUUGGUACUGACAGCGGUGGACGACGGGGACCCCGCGAGGUCCGGGACUGUCAAGAUUCGGGUCAACGUGACAGACGCAAACGACAAUCCGCCUGUGUUCAGUAAAAGCAUCUACGAGGCGAGAGUGGCAGAGAAUCUGCCACCGGGAUCACUGGUGCUGCGGGUGGUGGCCACAGAUGCGGACGCGGGCACCAACGGGCGAGUCUCCUACUCCUUCAGCAGCGUCCCGGCAACUGUCUUGGCGUUGUUCGUUGUCGACAGAGAGGGCGGCGAGAUCAGGACGGUCGGUCCCCUCGAUUUCGAGAUGAAGAGUAAAUACAUCUUCGACCUGGAGGCAACAGACGGAGGCGGCCUAACCAGUCACUGCGAAGUGCAGAUCGACAUCACCGACGAGAACGACAACGCGCCCGAGAUCACGGUUCUGUCUCUGUCGAGUCCCGUGCCCGAAGACGCACCGGUGGGUACAGUGGUGGCCCUACUGAACGUAAACGACCCGGACUCCGGCGAGAACGGUCAGGUGUCGUGCGAGCUGUCGGGCGAGGCGCCGCUGUCGAUCGUGGCGUCGCCGGGCGGCUCGUACAAGGUGGUGACGGCGGGAGCGCUGGACCGCGAGCAGGCGUCCGAGCAUCGCGUGUCGGUGGUGGCCCGGGACCGGGGCAGGCCGGCGCUGUGGAGCAGCACGGAGCUGGUGCUGGAGGUGUCGGACGUGAACGACAACGCGCCGGUGUUCGAGGAGGCGGCGUACAGCGCGUACGUGGCGGAGAACAACGCGGCGGGCGCGCUGGUGGUGCGCGUGCAGGCGCGGGACGCGGACGCGGGCGCCAACGGGCGCGUGAGCUACUGGCUGGCGGGCGGCAGCGCGGGCGCGGCGGGCGCGGCGCCGCUGGUGUCGGUGGAGGCGCGGAGCGGCGCGCUGUACGCGCAGCGCUCCUUGGACUACGAGCAGUGCCGCGAGUUCUGGGUGGCGGUGCGGGCGCAGGACGGCGGCGCGCCGGCGCGCAGCUCCACGGCCACGGUGCGCGUCUUCGUGCUGGACCGCAACGACAACGCGCCGCGGGUGCUGUGGCCGGCGGCGGGCGCGGGAGAGGGGGGCGCGGGAGAGGCCGGGGCGGCGGCGGCGUUCGAGGUGGUGCCGCGCUCGGCCGAGGCCGGCUACCUGGUGGCCAAGGUGGUGGCGGUGGACGCGGACGCGGGGCGCAACGCGUGGCUGUCGUACGAGCUGGUGCAGGCGUCGGAGCCGGCGCUGUUCCGCGUGGGGCUGCACAGCGGCGAGGUGCGCACGGCGCGCGCCGUGUCCGAGCGGGACGCGGCCAAGCAGCGAGUGGUGGCCGUGGUGAAGGACCACGGGCAGCCGGCGCUGUCGGCCACGGCCACGCUGCACGUGGUGCUGGCCGAGAGCUUGCAGGAGGCGCUGCCGGAGCUGAGCGAGCGGCCGGCGGGCGCCGAGGCGGCGGCGGCGGCGGCCGAGCUGCAGUUCUACCUGGUGCUGGCGCUGGCGCUGCUGUCGGCGCUCUUGGUGCUGAGCGUGGCGCUGGCCGUGCUGGCGCGGCUGCGCCGGGCCGGGCCGCCCGCCGUGCUGCGCUGCCUGGGCGCGCAGCGCUUCUCGCUGGCCGGCGCCGCCUUCCCGGCCGACUUCUGCGAGGGCACCUUGCCCUACUCCUACAACCUGUGCGUGGCGGCGCCGGCCCGCGCCGUGCCCGAGGCCGCUUGGCCGCCGCCGCCGGUGCCCGUGCUGUCGGCGGAGGAGCUUCUGGGCGGGGACGAGUGCGAGAAACCGAGCCUGGGUAGUAGCUCCGUGGCUGGAGAGCCGCCCGCCGUCCCGGACGCAACUCAGGGCGGGCAGCGCUGGGUGCUGCAGUGCCGGGAGGAGGCUGCGGGCGCCGCUGUUGACCGAGAGGAGCGAGAGGAAGCUCGGAGCGCUGCAGCCCCGCCCGCUGCGGACCCGCUCGAUCACUCGCUCGCUCGGUGUGCGGCUCGGCCGCCGGGAGGUCUGCGAGCGUGUCCGCGGUGCCGAGUCGUUCUGUAG